This is a messenger RNA of Mercurialis annua (annual mercury), 555 nucleotides long. RefSeq names its product salutaridinol 7-O-acetyltransferase-like. Bases 1 to 555 code for a protein of 184 amino acids. The transcript has 2 exons. Lineage: Eukaryota; Viridiplantae; Streptophyta; Magnoliopsida; Malpighiales; Euphorbiaceae. The record is from RefSeq and is a predicted model, not a curated record.
AUGCGUCCGCCAUUGCUAGCCUUAAAGCGGAAGCAAGCAGUGCGCUUAGGCAUCGAAUAUCCGACUAGCAUUGAAGUGGUAUCCGCGCAUUUCAGCAAAUAUAUCAUUUCUAUAUCUGAGGCCAGAUCCGGGACUGAUCAGAAGUCACAUGCAAUAACUCAUGCAGUGAAUUUACGUCGGAAAACUUCGCCGCCUUGCUCCGAAGAUUCCAUAGGAAACUUCAUUUGGAUAGCAGCAGCAUUAUGCAAACCCGAAGAAGCAACAUUUAGUAGCAUAUUAUUACAGAUUAGAGACUCCAUAGCAAAAGUUAAUGGCGAUUUUGUGGAUAAGUUACAAGGAGAUGAAGGGUUUUUUAAGCUUUAUGAAACGGUGAAGAAGACUAGGACGAAUGUGAUUGCGCCACCUGGACUAUCGUGUGGAGUGGAUCAAAUUAAGUUUGUUAUUGAAGAACUCGAUGUAUCCUGGGGUAUAAGCUUAACGGCGAAAUAUACUUUUAGGCCAGUGAAAAAUUCUCACGCCUCGAGCUACUGUUUCUUUGUUAAUUCGCUGUAUUAG